This is a messenger RNA of Gopherus flavomarginatus (Mexican gopher tortoise), 3222 nucleotides long. RefSeq names its product solute carrier family 45 member 3 (gene SLC45A3). The coding region runs from base 373 to 2079 and encodes 568 amino acids. Lineage: Eukaryota; Metazoa; Chordata; Testudines; Testudinidae. The record is from RefSeq and is a predicted model, not a curated record. The transcript is spliced from 5 exons. Gene Ontology annotation, cellular component: membrane. Gene Ontology annotation, molecular function: sucrose:proton symporter activity. Gene Ontology annotation, biological process: transmembrane transport.
GCGCUGAGCUCUCUGCAUCCGGGCCAGGCUGGCUUAAUUAAAUGAAAUUCCUGCAGGGCAAAGACGGGAAUUUACCUGGAUCAUCUGUUGGCUCCUCUGCAGGGAGGGAGUACAGAAUGUGAAGCCGGGGGAGAGACCUAGAAUAUGAAGCCUGUCUACCGGUGCCUGGACUCUGUGUUGUAGUGACUGCAUCUUGCAACCUAAGGAGGAAGAAGGGACAAACUGUUCACUGCUGAUUAAAAAUGAGAGCCAGUGUCUCUCCAUUGGACUGUGAAAGGGGACUUCGGACCUUGGUGUCUGUUUGUUGGGUGCCCCAGGAAGGCUGCUGUCUGAUUGACACAGCCUUCUCAUAUUGAGUGGAGCAAGGGCAGCAUGGCUCAGAAAGUGUGGGUCAGCAUGGUCUUCCACAACCGCAAAGCCCAGCUCCUGCUGGUCAACUCACUGACGUUCGGCCUGGAGGUCUGCCUGGCUGCUGGGAUCACCUACGUGCCACCGCUCUUACUAGAAGUGGGUGUGGAGGAGAAGUUCAUGACCAUGGUUUUGGGGAUCGGGCCUGUCCUGGGCCUUGUCUUUGUACCACUGAUUGGCUCCGCCAGCGACCACUGGCACAGCAGCUACGGCCGGCGGCGGCCCUUCAUCUGGGUCUUGUGCCUGGGAGUCCUGCUGAGCCUCUUCAUCAUCCCCCAUGCCAGCCGCCUGGCAGGCCUCUUCACCCUCAAUGCUCACCCCCUGGAGAUUGCCUUCCUCAUCCUGGGCAUUGGCUUGCUGGACUUCUGCGGCCAGGUCUGCUUCACUCCCCUAGAGGCCUUGCUCUCGGACCUCUUCCAGGAGCCUGACAACUGCCGGCAGGCUUUUUCCAUGUACGCCUUCAUGAUCAGCCUGGGUGGCUGCGUCGGCUAUCUGCUUCCGGCCAUCAACUGGGCCGGUAGCUUCCUGGCCCCUUAUCUGGGGGGGCAGGAGAAGUGCCUCUUCAGCCUCCUCACCAUCAUCUUCCUGGGCUGCGUCCUGGCCACCCUCUUUGUGACGGAGGAAGCAGUGGGGCAGGUGGACGCUCUGGCAGGCCCCGCUCUGAAGGACUCUUCCCCCAAGCCCCUGUCCCCCAGCUGCUGCUUGUGCCAGGUUUCCAAGAGCCUCUUGCGAGCCAGGCAUGUGGUCCAGGCCUUGAGGAACCUCUGCGCGUUGGUCCCACGGCUGCAUGGCCUCUGCUGCCGCAUCCCCAAGGUGAUCCGGCGUCUCUUCGUGGCCGAGCUUUGCAGCUGGAUGGCCCUCAUGACUUUCAUGUUGUUCUACACGGACUUUGUUGGCGAAGGGCUGUACCAGGGUGUUCCCAGGGCCGAGCCAGGAACAGAAGCCAGACGUCACUAUGACGAAGGGGUCCGCAUGGGCAGCCUGGGCCUGUUCCUCCAAUGCGUCAUCUCCAUCUUCUUCUCGACAAUCAUGGACCGGCUGGUGAAGCAGUUUGGGACCCGGGCAGUCUACCUGGCCAGCGUGGCAUUCUUCCCCCUGGCUCCUUUCGUCAUAUGCUUCUCCCAGAGCGUCCUCAUCGUUACUGUCUCGGCCGCCCUGACGGGAUUCACCUUCUCUGCGCUCCAGAUCCUGCCGUACACGCUGGCAUCGCUGUAUCACCAUGACAAGCAGGUUUUUUUGCUUAAGUACAAAAGCAAAGAAAAGGAAGAUGCUGCUCAGCUGGACAAGAAAUCAGGCUUCCCCAAAGGCCCCCUCUCCAGCCAGAAGCUGACCUACCAGAACGGCCAUGGUGGGGGCCUCUUCUCCUCCUCUCCUCCAGCUGCCAGCUCGGCCAUGUGCGUCAGCUCCCCCUGCGAGGUCUCGCUCAUGAUGAGGGUGGGAGACUCAGACCCUGCAGCGCCCGGUCGAGGGAUCUGCCUGGACCUGGCUAUUUUAGACAGCGCUUUCCUCCUAUCUCAGGUGGUCCCGUCCCUCGUCAUGGGCUCGAUCGUCCAGUUUACAGAGUCGGUGACUGCCUACAUGGUGUUCGCCACUGGCCUCGGUUUGGUGGCUAUUUACUUUGCAACCAAAGUCGUCUUUGAUAAAAGCGAUAUGGCCAAGUAUUCGGUGUAAAACGGGGUACGUGUGCACGUGGCACACCGCCAACUUGUUUGUACACGUGCAUUGACACGAUUUACUAUGGCAGGCUGCACGUUGUGCACACCUCCUUUCUGUCUCUCAUGCUGUUUCCGUGGGGCGUGGGGCAUGUGGCUGGGCAGAGGCUGUUGGGCUAAGCACUGGUGUAUUAGGAAGGGCACCGUGCUGUUCUGUCUCCCACCAUCAGAGCUUGCCCCGUGGUGCUUUGGUCUAAGAGCAGUGUUGCACAGAGGGCAUCAGUGAGGUGACAGGAGAAGAGUUUCCCUUCAGUCACAGGGUUAAAUUUCUGUGCAAUUCCGCAGUUUCAUCCUGGAGGGAGAGUGCUCCUCCUCUCAUUCCUGGAGAGAGAAGCUUAUAUCCUGCCUUGUGCUGGCAGGCCUCACCUUGCUUCGAAAGUGUAAAUCCCCUCUGACUGGUGGUUGCUGUGGACUGGAAUAUUUGGGGGACAGUCGGGAGGGUGCUGCAUUGACAGAGCUGGGGGGGAAGGCAUCCAAGGUUGGAAUGGGAUAUUGCAGGUCAGGAUGCGGGUGCAUUGGCAGAGCUGUAUGGAUGCAGUCCUGCAUGGCACAGGGGUGCUGGAGGUGUAUGGGCAGUCUGGUUCUGUCCAGGGCUGGUAAUCCCAUUGCUCUGAGCACCACACUAAGUGACCACUCGGUGUUAAUGCACUCCAGACUGCCCUGCAGAACUGGCCGGCUGCUCUGUGCACCACAAGUGCCUGAAACCUAUUUGCAGUAGCCUUAUAAAAUGGCCUGGUUAGAGGCAGUAGGCAGAGUUGAUUUAACAAGUCUCCAGGGCCCUGUUUUUAUGGCACUGCUCAGACCUCAUUAGCCUGAACAUUACCCCGUAUUCAAGUGCAAUAUUCCCCAGCAGAAUGUACAGGAUCUGGCAUCCUCUGUAUCCUGCAGGGGCUGGAAGCACUUAUGUCCCCCUUUGUCCCCCUGCCCGAGGCAUGUUAACGGGACACGCUGUCCCAGGUUACUGCUCUGAAGUUCUUUCCAUGUAGGAGAUGCACUAAGCCCUUGGGCGAGAUCCUCUGCAGGCUGCCCUGUUGCAUGGCUUAAUAAGUGGAUGUGCUGCCCUUUCUUCGGGCCACGUUCACUGAUGGUGUGAGCAGGCACA